Beauveria bassiana ARSEF 2860 is the source of this 1302-nucleotide messenger RNA. Its product is annotated as flavohemoglobin-like protein. The transcript has a single exon. Gene Ontology annotation, biological process: nitric oxide catabolic process; cellular response to nitrosative stress. The record is from RefSeq and is a predicted model, not a curated record. Bases 1 to 1302 code for a protein of 433 amino acids. Lineage: Eukaryota; Fungi; Ascomycota; Sordariomycetes; Hypocreales; Cordycipitaceae. Gene Ontology annotation, cellular component: intracellular anatomical structure. Gene Ontology annotation, molecular function: nitric oxide dioxygenase [NAD(P)H] activity; heme binding; oxygen binding.
AUGGCCCUCACCCAGUCCCAGAUUGACAUUGUCAAGUCCACAGCCGCCAUCCUCAAGGACCAAGGCGACCGCAUCACGCGCAUCUUCUACGUCAACAUGCUCACCGCGCACCCGGAGCUCAAAAACUACUUUUCCCUGCGCAACCAGGCCACCGGCGCCCAGCAAGCCGCCCUCGGCGCCUCCGUCCUCGCCUACGCCAGCUACAUUGACGACCUCCCGCGCCUGACCAGCGCCGUCGAGCGCAUCGCCCACAAGCACGCCUCGCUCUUUGUCCGCCCGGAGCAGUACGCCAUUGUCGGCGAGCACCUCGUCGGCGCCUUUGCCGAGGUCCUCGGCGACGCCCUGACCCCGGAAGUCGCAGACGCCUGGAAGGCCGCCUACGCCCAGCUCGCCGACGUCUUCAUCGGCCGCGAGCGCCAGCUCUACGAGGAGCCGGGCGCCUGGCAGGACUGGCGCGACUUUGUCAUAGCGAAAAAAGAAAACGUCUCCGAGGGCGUCGUCAGCUUCUACCUCAAGCCCGCCGACGGCAAGCCGCUGCCGCCGUUUUUGCCGGGACAGUACGUCAGCGUGCAGAUUCCGAUCCGCGAGCUCGGCGGCUUGCUGCAGAGCCGCCAGUACAGCCUGAGCGCCGGCCCGCCGGGCCCGUCUGGCGCCGAGUGUUACCGCGUCACCAUUAAGCAGGAGCCCAACACGGCCGGCGCCGACCCCUCCGACGUCAAGGACCUGGCUGCCGGCAGCAUCGCCGGCAUCGUCGGCAACCGCCUGCACGCCGAGUACCAGGUCGGCGACACGGUGCAGCUCAGCUCCCCGCGCGGCGAGUUUGUCUUUGACGCCGCCAAGAUUAGUCCCGACGCCCACGUCGUCCUCCUCUCCGCGGGCGUCGGCGCCACGCCGCUCCUCUCCAUGCUCGACGCCAUUCGCGGCGCCAACAGCAUCAACGACAACGUCGCCGCCGCCCCGCGCCCCGUCACCUGGGCGCACUCGGCCCGCCACGCCAACGCCGUCUGCUACGGCGAGCACAUCCGCCAGGCUUCCGCCGACGCAAACGCAAACGUCACCGCAAAGGUCUUUCUCAGCAACGUGGCCGAGACGGACAAGCAUGGCCACGAUUACGACUACAAGGGCCGCUUCGACGUGUCCAAGCUGGUCGCUGAUAAUGUCCUGCCGCUGGAGAAGCCCGACGCCCAGUACUUUCUCUGCGGCCCCAAGGAUUGGAUGGUGCAGGUCAGAGACGAAUUAAAGGGCAAUGGCGUCAAUUCAGACAAUAUCCAUCUCGAGCUGUUUUCUACCGGAGACGUCUAG